Molecule: messenger RNA, 870 nt
Organism: Cladocopium goreaui
Lineage: Eukaryota; Dinophyceae; Suessiales; Symbiodiniaceae
Source: the annotation of a GenBank genome assembly
UUCUAUCCGAAUGCUCAUAUUCGCUUGACGCCCAACAUGGGCGCUCUAUUUGGGAAGGACACCGGGCCCAACUCGGCUGGCAAUCUUGCAAGUAGCGCACAUCCCUGGUUUUCAUAUGCAUCUGCUGGAAGGGGCGGUCUCCCCGGCGGAGCAUUGGUGCCAGCUGCAGUUGCAGCUGUCCUGGGUUCGAAGGUCUCAGCACAACAGCAGUUGGACACCCUGGACGGUGCUACUGCCGGACUUCCUGAGGGCUCUUGUGGAAACAUGACUCAAGGCUACCUCAAAAACAUCCAGGGAGACAAGAACAGACAUUGCUACUGGGGCAAUCCAGAUUUGACACCUGGUGAUUUCCCAGAUCCUCCGCCCCAAAAUACGCGACAAGCAGCUGGUGGCUAUGGCUAUGGCUAUGGCUAUGGAGGUAGUGGCAGUGGCUAUGGCGGAGGCUAUAGCAGCGGUGCGGCCGCACCUGCUGGCUAUGCCGGAGCUGUUGGAGUGGCUCGAGCAGCCUACGGGGCUGCGGGACAAGGACCCCCGUUCCCAUCGACAGUGACAGGGACAAAAGGUGCGGAAAAAGGAUGGCAUGGGGAGCCAGGCCAACGGUGGAAAGCCGGCUCUCCGCCGCAGAAGCGCUCUGUAGAAAACGUUUUACCAGAGGCACCAGUUACUGGGCCUCCUGAGCACAUCGAGAAAAUAGAUCCAUAUCCACCGGUACCAAGUCCCAAGGAAGAAGCAAAUAGUGCAGCAGCUAAAUUCCUUUUUGGAACAACUGGAAUGGCAAUUGGCGCAGCCGGCUACUUGAUCUGAACCGGAAAAUAAUUCACAUCGGCACUCUGCCAUACAGUCAAAAUGAUGAAAAAAGUAAUCAAACAA